UUUAAAUUAAAAAAACUAACUCACUCACUAAAAUCAAUAUAAACUUACUGGAAUAGGAAUAUGAGCGAUAAUUUUGGAAUUGGUGCAUUUAUCAUUGUUUUAAUUAUCAUAGUACAAUCUAUUGUUGGGAGCUAUUUUACUUAUAAAAAUAUCAGAUUCUUUCACCAAACAGGAAUCUCUUUGGUUCUUGGGAUAGCAGCUUCUGCAAUUGCUUAUUAUGGUUUAGACUAUCAGGCAAAGCUCUAAUAAGAAACAUUUAUUUACAUAUUUUUGCCAGCCAUAAUUUUUAGUGAAGGAUACUCACUAAAAAAAAAAUUAUUUUUUAAAAACAUGUCAUACAUACUAAUUUAUGGAUUUUUAGGAACAUUAAUAACCUUUACUUUUCUGACAAUAUCUAUGGAGUUUCUAUGUGACAAAAAUUUGAUCAUUGUAGAAAGAGGAAAUACUAGUUUUGACGAUGGUGACCCUAUAGUAGGAAGUCCUAUGGAAUUAAACACCAAAGAAAUAAUUCUUUUUAGCGCUGCUCUGAGCUCAAAAGAUACAUUCAUGGCAACAAAUAUGGUCAAUUAUGAAAUGUAUCCUACUUUAUUUCAUAUUAUAUUUGGAGAAGGUAUCAUGAAUGAUGCAACUUCUUUGGUUCUCUUCUAAAGUUUUCAAGCCUAUGUUGAAGACGAGUCUGAUUUUAGUUGGAAUACUCUUCCACAUGUUUUGCUUAAUUUUAUGCUCAGCAUAGUUAUGUGUAUUGUAAUAGGGAUAUUUUUUGGUGUUUUGUGCACUCUGAUAUUGAAACACAUGAAAUUUAUCAACCUUACAGUUAUACAUGAAAUUUUAAUAGUAUUUAUGUGCUGCUAUUUAGGCUAUUGUGCUAACUUAUAUAUAAAUUUAUCAGGAAUCAUAUCACUCCUUUUUAGUGGUUUUGUUAUUGGUCAUUAUGGAUUCCAUAACCUUUCUGAUAAAGCUAAGAUUUGUGCUAAUGUAACAUUCUAAACAAUAUCAAGUGGAGCAGAAAAUUUCCUAUUCGCAUAUGUUGGCUUUACCACUUUCUCUUUCUAUAAAAAUGCUUGGAGCUUUUCUCUAAUUGGAUGGGUUAUACUUAUUAUAACUAUUAGCAGAAUAUUUUAAGUUUUUGUAAUAAGUGCUAUUUUCAAAAUAUUUUACAGAAAAAGUACUUUUAUAGUUAAAUUUAGAGAACAAGCAGUUAUUUGCUUUACAGGAAUAAGCAGGGGUAUUCUUGGUUUUAUAUUGAUGGAUCAAGCUGAUUCUGUUUAUUAUUAAGAUUUAUUAAAUAGCACUAUGGUUGGAGUACUUAUAAUUACAACCCUUUUGUUUGGUUUAAUAAAUCCUAAGCUUAUUGAUUGUGUUUUGAAAGAUCUGAAAAAACAAGGAGGAUAAGAGAAUGAUAAAAAUAUUCCUACUAUAAAUAAUAAAUAAGAUUAAGAUGUUGAAAAUUAAGAAAAUAAAUCUUAAAUUAUCAAGAAUUAUACAGGUAAAUCUAUGAAUGAGAUAAACUUAAAUUAAUCCACUAACUAAUCAAAUAAAAUAGAAUAAAAUAUUGAAAAUUUUGAUUAAGAAGAACAAAAUUCAGAAUAAGAAAAUUUUGCUAAAAAAAGAUAAAAAAUAGAAGCUUUAUUAAGUGAUACUUACAACGAAAAAUUGUUUCGUUCUAAGUUAUAAUUUAAAUUUUGUAAAUUUAAUGAGAAGUAUAUCAAAACUUUCCUAAUAAGAGAUUAUUAAUCUAAGUUAGAUGAAUUUAUUGUUGCUAAUUUAAUGCUAAAAGAAACUAAAAUGUAACUAAUAAAACCUGGUAACAAAAGCAGGAACUCGAUAUUUAUAGCAAAUAGUCUGCAAAAGUUAAAAUCUGCUAUAAACACAUCCAAAUUUCAAAAUAUUUAGCAAUAAGAAAUAGAAAAUUAGCCAGAAUUAUAAAUAUUUAAAUCCGUUUCUAAGAAAGAUAGUAAAGAAAGUAAGAAAUUUUAGUAAAAUCCAAUAUAAUUGGAAAAAAUUAAUUCAAGUAAAAAACUAUCUAAAUAAAAUAGUUAGACAAAAAAAGAAUAGCUUUCGAAUUGUUAUGUAAAAUUAGAAUUAAAUUCAUAAAGUUAAACUGUCUUUAAUAAUGCUUGUAAUGAGGAAAUUUUGGAAGUUAGUGAAAAAAGUGAAUAAAAAGAAUGAUUUCAAGUGAUGUAAAACAAAAAUCACGCUCAUUUAAUUUUUUAAUGUGCAAAUAUAAUAAUUUUAUUUAUUUAUUUAUGAAAAAUACAUCAUAUGAUUUAUAUACUACUUAAAAUAUCUAAUUGUAAUUAUUAAAAUAAAAAACGCUUUUUUAUUUAUUUGUAUGAAAU
This is a messenger RNA of Tetrahymena thermophila SB210, 2339 nucleotides long. RefSeq names its product transporter/monovalent cation:proton antiporter-1 (CPA1) family protein. NCBI's taxonomy places the organism in Eukaryota, Ciliophora, Oligohymenophorea, Hymenostomatida, Tetrahymenidae. The record is from RefSeq and is a predicted model, not a curated record. Gene Ontology annotation, biological process: regulation of pH; sodium ion transport; proton transmembrane transport. The transcript is spliced from 3 exons. Gene Ontology annotation, cellular component: membrane. Gene Ontology annotation, molecular function: sodium:proton antiporter activity.